GCCACGUCGGGGCUCUGGGGCCUGGAAAGCUGCAGCCUGUUCCCUCUCCACCCCCUCGGGAGCAGCUCCACCUCUUCCCUUCGCUGCUCCCUCAGCAGCUGUGCCCCCAGCAUCUGUCUCCCGGGCGCCCUCCCCCUCACCCCCCGCCUUGCCCAGCUGAGCAGUGGAAGCAGACAGCCAGGCUGCCUAGAAGACUUAUUUGGUGGGGCUUCUGACUGAGUUGGAAACCCAGCAAAGCCUGCCCUUUCUCCCCGCUACACCCUCGACCUACGGGGCAGCCCACCCAGAUCCUCAGAUCCCUGGGUUUGGCAAAUCCUGCUGAAAGUGAGCAGUAGGAGGACUCUCCAAGGCUUCCAGCUUGCCACCUGGAAGAAGGUCACUUUCUUUUGAGCAAAGGAGAUAAUAGGAGGUACCCUGCCAGUGUUCACUGUGACGCUGGGGUGGCAUGAGCCACAGUUGCUCUGGGAGGGUUGUGGCACCUGGGGCUGGGUGGCUCGCCCUAAGCUUGCUCUGACAAAAGAGUUUUGAGUUGGUUUUUUGGAUGAGUCUGCCGAGGAAGGCAGGCUCCUGCAGGAGUCUUGGAGGGUCGGAUGCAGCGCCGGAUGAGGAUGAGGCGUGGCGGAAGAUGCGUUUGGCUCUGCAGACACUGCAUCGGGCAGCAGGGGACUCUGGGAGGCUGGUGCAGCCAGAAGGCAUGGCUCUUGACAGCCUUCUAGUAGAAUCUCUGGAAUUGUGCAUGACAGAAGAGGAAAGAAACUAACGGGUAUUGAGCACCUACUGUGUGCCAGGCCCAGGCCAGGUUCCCCCUACCACCAGCCAGUCUGUGCAGACUUGCUGCCUGCUGUGUCACCGGGAACGCAAAGGCUGGGAAGAAGGCCCUUCCCAGAACGGACUGGUGUUGCAGGGUGAGAAGCUGCCCCCUGACUUCAUGCCAAAGCUCGUCAAGAAUCUCCUAGGCGAGAUGCCUCUGUGGGUCUGCCAGAGUUGCCGAAAGAGCAUGGAGGAAGAUGAAAGGCAGACAGGUCGAGAACAUGCAGUGGCGGUAGGUAACCGCUGAGAAGGGGUCCCCGAAUGCAGGAGCGCUGCCUGCCCAGAGAAGUCAGGCUGUUGAGCUGUGGCUGCCUUGUGCUCAAGUGGCUGUCCUCAGGUAGCACCUCCGCCCAGGUGCCAAAGAGGCUGCACCUAUGCAGCAUUAGCAGCUUGUGGCCCACAUUUGGGGGAAGAAAAGAGAGGUUUCAGGCAGCCCACCAGCCCCCAAGGACAGUGCACCGUGUGAUGGCCGGCUUGGAGGCACUGGUAGAUCGAGAUCCUGACCCUCCCUGUGACUGUGCUGCCUUCAGCUCUGUGGCAGCUCAAAAACCAACCAGUGUGACAUGGAAGGCAAAGAUCUCCUUGUCACACACAUCCUGCAAAUCACAGUCUUGUGGGGGUGAUUCUCAUUCCUCUUCGUCCUCCUCUUCGUCGUCCUCUUCCUCAUCCUCCUCCUGCCACGGGAACUCAGGGGACUGGGAUCCUAGUUCGUUCCUGUCAGCACAUAAGCUCUCGGGCCUCUGGAACUCCCCGCACUCCAGCGGGGCCCUGCCAGGUGGCUCGCUCGGGAGCCCUCCUACAAUCCCUGGUGAGGUUUUCCCCAUCUCGGAGCACCACCGGCACUCAGACCUCACUGCUCCACCUAACAGCCCCACCGGCCACCACCCCCAGCCAGCGCCGCUGAUCCCAUCUCACCCCGGAUCCUUUGGCUCACCACCCCACCCGCACCUGCUGCCCACCACCCCAGCAGUGCAUUUCCCUGCCCAGGUUUCAGAAUGCCCUGUUGCUGUGGCUGCUGCCCCCCACACCCCAGGGCCAUGUCAGAGCCCCCACCUUCCCUCCACCAGCAUGCCGCUCCUGAAGAUGCCUCCUCCAUUCUCGGGUUGCAGCCACCCCUGUAGUGGUCACUGCAGCGGGCACUGCAGCGGGCCCCUCCUCCCACCACCCAGCUCUCAGCAGCUCCCUAGCACGCACAGCAGGGACCCUGGGUGCAAGGGGCACAAGUUUACCCACAGUGGCCUGACGUGCCAGCUUCCCCAGCCAUGCGAGGCAGACGAGGGGCUGGGCGAGGAAGAGGACAGCAGCUCGGAGCGUAGCUCCUGCACCUCAUCCUCCACCCACCAGCGAGAUGGGAAGUUCUGUGACUGCUGCUACUGUGAGUUCUUCGGCCACAAUGCGCCACCCGCUGCCCCGACGAGUCGGAAUUAUACCGAGAUCCGAGAGAAGCUUCGCUCAAGGCUGACCAGGCGCAAAGAGGAGCUGCCCAUGAAGGGGGGCGCCCUGGGCGGGAUCCCUGGGGAGCCCGCCGUGGACCAUCGAGAUGUGGAUGAGCUGCUGGAAUUCAUCAACAGCACGGAGCCCAAAGUCCCCAACAGCGCCAGGGCUGCCAAGCGGGCCCGGCACAAGCUGAAAAAGAAGGAGAAGGAGAAGGCCCAGUUGGCAGCGGAAGCUCUGAAGCAAGCAAAUCGUAGUGUUUCUGGAAGCCGGGAGCUGAGGCCUGCCAGGGAGAGUCUUUUGGGGUGGCCCGACCGGGAGCUGGAUCGGGUCAACAGCUUUCUGAACAGCCGUCUACAGGAGAUCAAGAACACUGUCAAGGACUCCAUCUGUGCCAGCUUCAGUAUGUGUGAGCUCAGCGUGGACAGCAAUGGCUUCUCUAAGGAAGGGGCCACUGAGCCAAAACCUCAGAGUCUAGCCCCCUCAAACCCCAGUGGCUCCUCAGAACAAAGGCCUGACAUUAACCUUGACCUGUCCCCUUUGACUUUGGGCUCUCCUCAGAACCACAUGUUGCAAGCUCCAGGAGAGCCAGCCCCACCAUGGGCAGAAAUGAGAAGUCCCCACCCACCAUGGACAGAAGUGAAGGGCCCCCCUCCUGGUAUCCCUGAGAAUGGGCUAGUGAGGAGGCUCAACACUGUGCCCAACCUGUCCCGGAUGAUCUGGGUCAAGACACCCAAGCCAGGUAACCCUGGCUCUGAGGAGCCAAGCAUAAAGGAGGCCCCUGGUUGCAAGCAGGAGCUGUCUGAGCCUGUGGCCUCAGGUGGGAAGCCACGGAAGGGCAGGAGACAGGGUAGUCAGGCCAAGAAGAACGAGGUGAGCCCAGCUUCCCAGCCCCCAGCCUGCCUUGAGACUCCCAGUGCCAAGGGCCAGGCCCCUAGCCCCAAGCAGCCAAGCAAGGCCCCAGAGCCUCCCAGAGUGGACAGCGGUGCUGAAGCUGGAGAAGGGAGCCAGGGGGCCCGACCAGGACCAGGCUGGGCUGACAGCCCCAAAGCUGACAAGGAGAAGGGCAGCUCCUGGCGAAACUGGCCAGGUGAAGCCAAGGCACGGCCUCUGGAGCAGGAGUCUGGACACCCCCCAGGCCCAGCAAGGCCGCAGAGCUUGCAACAGGGCAAGGGCCGCAGCCGCCGGAGCCGCAACAAGCAGGAGAAGUCCGCCGCCUCCUUGGACGAUGUGUUCCUGCCCAAGGACAUGGAUGGGGUGGAGAUGGAUGAGACUGACCGGGAGGUGGAGUACUUCAAGAGGUUCUGUCUGGAUUCUGCAAAGCAGACGCGUCAGAAAGUUGCUGUGAAUUGGACCAACUUCAGCCUCAAGAAAACCACUCCCAGCACAGCUCAGUGAGCCCCUGCCAGAACCAGCUUCUUAAGGGUGUCCUGAGACCCCAACUGCCAGCCGAAGGUCUACAGUUUUCUCCAUCACAUCCCCACCUACCUGCCCAAGACCCCACUCCCCGGGGCUCCACCAUCCUGGACCAACCAAAAGCUGAAUAGAUGCUGUUCAUGCUGGGGCCCCUCAGGACCUCUGCAGAGCCGCUUCCUGGUGCUACGCAGCCCCCACACUCAAGAGCCCGGGGGCUGGGCUGGCCUGUGGGCUUGGGGGCUGAUGGUACUGCUGGCCCAACACUGCUCUUUUUGUGUUUGGUUGUUUUGUUUUUGUUUUACUUGUUUUUCAAUUCUUUACUUUUGAUACUGUGAAAAUCUUUCCUGCCGAAAGAUAAAGCAACAUUUGGACACAGA
Messenger RNA from Cervus elaphus (red deer), 4037 nucleotides. It is a transcript of the gene FAM193B, whose product is annotated as family with sequence similarity 193 member B. The transcript is spliced from 11 exons. Gene Ontology annotation, cellular component: cytoplasm; nucleus. NCBI's taxonomy places the organism in Eukaryota, Metazoa, Chordata, Mammalia, Artiodactyla, Cervidae. The record is from RefSeq and is a predicted model, not a curated record. The coding region runs from base 1072 to 3642 and encodes 856 amino acids.